Messenger RNA from Ipomoea nil (Japanese morning glory), 1083 nucleotides. RefSeq lists its product as uncharacterized. The record is from RefSeq and is a predicted model, not a curated record. The transcript has a single exon. Bases 1 to 1083 code for a protein of 360 amino acids. Gene Ontology annotation, molecular function: RNA-DNA hybrid ribonuclease activity; nucleic acid binding. NCBI's taxonomy places the organism in Eukaryota, Viridiplantae, Streptophyta, Magnoliopsida, Solanales, Convolvulaceae.
AUGGCGUCUAGUAAAUCAUUCAGCAUACAAUGCGCUUCGACCGACAGGUGGUCGCUGUCUUUCCGCCUCCUGUAUCUGGGGCGGGGGCUGCCUUCAAAAGUGUCUAUUUUCAUGUGGAGAUUGCUACGCCGUUUGCUGCCGUUUCCAGAUACUCUACAGCGGUUUGGUUUUUCAAUGCCCUCGGUAUGCCCAUUUUGCCGGAGGGAUUCUGCCAGUCUAGAUCACUGCCUCCUCAGUUGUGCUAGCGUACAAGAUGUCUGGAUUUAUUUUGCUGAUAUUUUUGCAUUGUCGAGGGCCGUUGCCAGCUCGAUACGUUCGCAGUGUCACUCAUGGUGGUUAUUGGCUCCAGCCAGAUCUGCUACAAUGUUUUAUGCGCAACUGCUCCCCUGCCUCAUCUUAUGGUUCCUAUGGAAGGCCUACAAUGUCUGCCUUCACGAGGGUACUGCUUUUUCACCAGCCGGCUCCAUUCACAUGAUUAAGAGGGAGGCCUUUUUAAUAUCUCUGUCUCACCCGAUUAAAAAGAGUGGGGGCAAUGGUGACUUCCUUGUAUCGGCUGGUCUCGUUACGGGCUUUGCUGCCCCGCUGCAGCGUACAACAAUUUGGGUAAAAUGGCUUCACCCACCCGAAGGAAGAUUGAAAUUAAACACAGAUGCUAUUUUUUCGGAUGCUGGGGCAGCGGGUGGAGCAUGCGUUCGGGGAUCUCGUGGCCAACUGAUUGUAGGCUUAUGCUUCCGCUUUGAGGCCUCGUCAGCCAUGGAAGCGGAAACUCUAUCUCUUCAGCUGGCUGUACAAUGGUGUGCUGCCUUUGCCAUGGCUCCUUUUGCUGUGGAAGUCGACUCUCUCUCUCUUGCCAACUUGAUCUCUGCGCACGAUACAAGGAUUCCUUGGAGAAUUGAGCCAGCAGUUUCUUACGUUCGAUCCACUCUUAGUUUAUGGGGUUCCAGUAUUCGACAUAUUUACAGGGAAGCCAAUCACGUUGCGGACGCUCUUGCAACAGCUGGCCUCGGUUUUAACACUUCAAAAAUUUUCAUACUUUACACUCACUGCCUUCUGCGGCUAAGCUGGCCUUAUUUUUUGAUGUAA